Messenger RNA from Fukomys damarensis (Damara mole-rat), 551 nucleotides. RefSeq names its product ribosomal protein S26 (gene Rps26). Gene Ontology annotation, biological process: translation. The transcript is spliced from 4 exons. Gene Ontology annotation, molecular function: structural constituent of ribosome; mRNA binding. The record is from RefSeq and is a predicted model, not a curated record. Lineage: Eukaryota; Metazoa; Chordata; Mammalia; Rodentia; Bathyergidae. Gene Ontology annotation, cellular component: ribosome; cytosolic small ribosomal subunit. The coding region runs from base 61 to 465 and encodes 134 amino acids.
GAUCCGGUUAAAGGCUAAAAAGAACAUACGUUGGGAUUGUGGGGAUUUGGGAACUCGGCCAUGGUUUAUGAGAGGACUACGUGCGUUUAUAACCUAAGAGAAUCCAGCGCGUUUCGGAAGACGAAAAAAAGAAGGAACAACGGUCGUGCCAAAAAGGGCCGCGGCCAUGUACAGCCUAUUCGCUGCACCAACUGCGCCCGGUGCGUGCCCAAGGAUAAGGCCAUUAAGAAAUUCGUCAUUCGAAACAUAGUAGAGGCCGCCGCCGUCAGGGACAUUUCGGAAGCGAGUGUCUUCGACUCUUAUGUGCUUCCCAAGCUCUAUGUGAAGCUGCAUUACUGCGUGAGUUGUGCCAUUCACAGCAAGGUGGUCAGGAAUCGAUCUCGUGAAGCCCGGAAGGACCGAACACCUCCACCCCGAUUUAGACCUGCUGGUGCCGCCCCACGACCCCCACCAAAGCCCAUGUAAGGACCUGGGUUUUAAUGGACCGAAGAAAACCCAUCUCCAGGCAGAGGGAAUGAACUAAUAAAAUAGAUGUUAUACUUUAUACAGCA